AUGCUCCUGAACAGCUCCACCAGAUCAACGCACCACGCCCUCAGCCAAUUCCUCUCCUCCUUCUUCCCAGCCCGAGCGAAAGACGUCCCCUUCCACUACCACAUCCCUCGCAGUCCAACCUACGAGCCGUCCACAGCCUACACCAUCCACGUAGUCCUGAGUAUCACGCCCACAUCCGGCGUAUACGGGACAUUAAACCGGUACUCGCUCUGUUUCCUCCACAGACCAUUCGGCCUCGACAGGCGGCGGGUUCCCCAAAGCGCGGUGGUGCUCUCGAGCCAUGUUGGGUUCGACGAGGUGCUUACAGUCGGCUGGAACACCGCAUUGGCGACCAGGCUGGGUAUGAGCAUACCGGACUGCGCCUGUGUGCAAGGGUAUAAGGGCGAUCCGGAGAGGAGGAUUGGGAUCGUAGGGCCGGUGGCGGGCGUAUCAUUACCAGUGAUCGUGCAGAGCAUACAGCAGGAGUUUGGUGGAGCAGGCGAGCUGUUCGAGUACGCGGGCGCGGACACUGGGGUCAGGGUUGUUGCCAUCAUGAACGCGUUUCAUCCGGACGAGAUUGAACGCGUCUUGCGGAUUGCGAGGGAACGCGGCUGGUUGCCAGGGUCUGGCUAUGCUCGGGAAGUACUGUACCUCACUGGGCAGCCUCGUAAUUAUGGACUGGAAGCUGCCAAAGCUGCCGGAUUGAACGUAGUAUGUGUGGGACAUCGCGCUGCUGAGGAGUGGGGAAUCAGGUUUCUUGCUGCAAAGCUACGGGAAAAUUUUCCUAUGCUGAAGGUGGAGGAGGUCUACGAAGAGGAAGAGGUGAUAGAAAGACCAGUAAGAAGACUAGCUGCAGCGCCGGUCGGCUCGUGA
Coniosporium apollinis CBS 100218 is the source of this 852-nucleotide messenger RNA. RefSeq lists its product as uncharacterized. The record is from RefSeq and is a predicted model, not a curated record. NCBI's taxonomy places the organism in Eukaryota, Fungi, Ascomycota, Dothideomycetes. The transcript has a single exon. The coding region runs from base 1 to 852 and encodes 283 amino acids.